Molecule: messenger RNA, 1391 nt
Organism: Paraphaeosphaeria sporulosa
Lineage: Eukaryota; Fungi; Ascomycota; Dothideomycetes; Pleosporales; Didymosphaeriaceae
Product: AP endonuclease, family 2
Exons: 1
Coding region: 255-1262 (335 amino acids)
Source: RefSeq, a predicted model, not a curated record
AACCCACCAUUCGCUCGCGCCGGAGGGAGAAGUGGACCCUCGUAGCUCUCCACGUACACUACCUGAGUCCGCGCGCGGGGUAACUUCCCCCGCAAAGUGACUAUCCGUGGUGAUUCCGCCGGGAAUAGCUGCAUAGAGCUGCCCAUGAUGCAUUUAUCGUUGACCCUUCAAUGGCAUGCAUUCCGUAUAGUUUCCAUGCCCUUUGUGCAAUCCACCUUCGUUGAAUCCGCAAAUACAUCUUCUCCACCCCAACUAUGUCCUCUCCUCUCGCAGCCUCCAGACUUGCCUUGAGCUCCUCCUGCCUCGGCCUCCACCCGUCACACGCACUAGACGACAAAAUCGAAGCAGCAGCGAACCAUGGAUUCGCCGGCAUCGAGAUAGUGCAUGGCGACCUAGAGCGCUACAGCCACACCAAUGGCAUUAGCAUGAUCUCAGCCGCACACCGCAUCCGCGAAUUAUGCGACACGGUCAAGCUGCACAUUCUCUCCCUUUGCCCUUUCGAGAAUUUCGAGGGCAAUCCGUCACCACUGGACCACCGGUUGGAUGUCGCAAAACAGUGGAUUCAGUUAGCAAGGGCGCUGAGGGCGGAGUAUGUGCAGGUUCCCGCGCAGUUCGGGCAGGAUGCUUCGACAAACAACUCAGUCAUUGUUCGUGAGCUUCAAGACCUCGCCGACCUGGCAGCCGCAGCGGACCCACAGAUCGGCAUAGCCUACGAGCCCAUGGGCUGGUCCAUCUUGCACAAGAGCUGGGAAUCCGCGCUGGCGUUCACGAAGCUGGUAGACAGGCCCAAUUUUGGUAUCUGCAUUGACAGCUUCCAUGUCGCAUCACUCCUCUGGGGUGACCCGUCCCACGCCAGUGGGAAGUACCCUGAUGCCGAUCGCAUUCUGGCUGCGUCGCUGGCGAGAUUGGUGCUCGAACUUCCGCUUGAGAAGCUGUUCUACGUACAGCUUUCCGGCGGAGAGAGAUUCUUGCCUGUUUACUCGUCACGGCAUCCUUGGUAUCUGGAAGGUGAAGCGAAGGAGUUCACGUGGUCUAGAAACGCGAGGCCCUUUCCGUUGGAGGCGGAGCUCAGAGACUAUAUGCCCGUCGUUGAGAUUCUUCAAGCCAUCGUUCAAUCGGGAUAUAGAGGCUGGAUAUCGCUCGAGACGUUUGAUCGGAGGAUGCGGGAGCCCGAUUUCGAUAUAGAGACUGCUGCGGCGAGGGCAGAGACAUCGGUGAAGAGGUUGCGUCAAGCAGCAGGUAAUAGGGCUGCCAACCUCUGAAAGAGAGCAAUUCAAGCAGUCACCCUAUCAAUUUCAACCUUUGCGUCGCUUGCAUAGGGCAGCAACGACACUGAUAUCAUCGAGUUUGCCUAAUAUCGUAAGCUUCAUCAUAAAACAAGAUGCAGCGUG